This is a messenger RNA of Fragaria vesca subsp. vesca, 1623 nucleotides long. RefSeq names its product probable WRKY transcription factor 47-like. The coding region runs from base 94 to 1365 and encodes 423 amino acids. The record is from RefSeq and is a predicted model, not a curated record. Gene Ontology annotation, biological process: regulation of DNA-templated transcription. Gene Ontology annotation, molecular function: DNA-binding transcription factor activity; sequence-specific DNA binding. The transcript has 5 exons. Lineage: Eukaryota; Viridiplantae; Streptophyta; Magnoliopsida; Rosales; Rosaceae.
CAAUCUUGAAUGAACCUGUAAGUGAAACUACUCGAUCUUCCACUCGUCAGUUACGCACUCAUCACUCCGAUCCAGUUAUUCGAAUUAUAAGUCAUGGAUGAACAAGGCUGUGACUUGAAACUAGCUACCGGUAGUAGUUCCGAUCAUCGUUUGGUUGAAACCCCUGUCAAAGAAGAAACAUUACUCAAAGAGAUCAAAGAAAUUGAUUUCUUUCCCAAUAGACUUCCCGAUCCACCGGCACCUGGUCAUCAUGUAAUGCUGACUACUCUUCAGCUUCAAGUUGAGUUACAGCGAGAACACAAAGAGAAUCAAAAGCUCAAAUCCAUGUUGAACCAAAUCACCAAAAGCUACAAUGAGUUGCAGGCGCAGCUGCGCAUGAUCAGACUACAAGAGCAGCUGCAAACUUCUGCAGAAGACGGCUAUCUUGAUCCGAAGUUAUCAUCCCUUCAUGAUGACCAAUCCCCCAAAAGUAGUAAUCACCAAGAUCAUGAUAAAGAACAAGUUCUAGCUGCUACUGACCAUGAUCAGGUUCCUUUAAGAAGGGCUAGAGUCUCAGUACGAGCAAGAUCGGAAGCUCCCAUGAUUAUCGAUGGAUGUCAGUGGAGGAAGUACGGUCAAAAGAUGGCCAAGGGAAACCCCUGUCCUCGUUCUUACUAUCGCUGCACUAUGGCCGCUGGAUGCCCUGUUCGAAAACAGGUGCAAAGAUUGGCAGAGGACAAGACCAUUCUGAUAACCACAUAUGAAGGUAAUCACAACCACCCUCUUCCUCCAGCCGCGAGAUCUAUGGCUAAUACCACAUCAGCAGCAGCAGCCAUGUUGGUAUCGGGUUCAACAACCAGCAAGGAAGGAACACAACCAGCUACAGGCUUGUUCUCUUCUCUUCAUGAGCAGCCCUUUGGUUCAUCCAUGGCCACCUUUUCAACCUCUUCACCAUUUCCCACAAUCACACUGGACAUGACCCGCACCCCGAUUUCUAACCCUAAUCCCAUGCAACUCAUCAUGCACAGUAGUGCUCCCACGUCAUUUCCUCUUCCUUUGCAGGGUUAUAAUAAUCAUCCGAUUAUAGGGCAUCCCUUGCGUUUGAAUUUCCCUCAUCCUAAUUAUGCAGCGGCAAUGCAACUAGAUCGAAGCCACAGUUCGAUGGUUGAGACGAUAACUGCAGCCAUUACUUCUGACCCCAAGUUCACUACAGCCCUAGCUGCUGCCAUCUCAAGUAGUAUGAAUAAUGUAGAGAAUAUUAAGACUGGAUUACAAGGAAGUUCUGAUGAUACCAGUUCCCUCAACAGUAAUGGUAACGAAGUUUACGCUGUAUUAUCUGGCUCCCCACAGCAUCCUAAGUCAUGCACCACUUUCUCCACCACCUAAUAUUUGCUGCAUGCAUGCAUGACAUGGGCUGUGUGUUGUAAAUGAACAAGUCGACGCGAUGCUGGGGAACGUAAUAGAAUGGUAAAUAAUAUGGUGCUCUUAAUCAAUAGCUACGUACAUGCCUCAUGGGAUUAAAUAUUUGUGAAUUUGAAGCAAUUAAUUGAAUGUGAUGUACGUGUAUAUAUAUUUCAAAGUUUAUAUACAUCUGUACGAAAAACAUACAUGAUAUCAGUAUACCGACCUUCUUUUUUUCAUUUA